Messenger RNA from Sporisorium graminicola, 2877 nucleotides. RefSeq lists its product as uncharacterized. Gene Ontology annotation, biological process: mitochondrial fusion. The transcript has a single exon. The record is from RefSeq and is a predicted model, not a curated record. NCBI's taxonomy places the organism in Eukaryota, Fungi, Basidiomycota, Ustilaginomycetes, Ustilaginales, Ustilaginaceae. Gene Ontology annotation, molecular function: GTP binding; GTPase activity. Gene Ontology annotation, cellular component: mitochondrial outer membrane. The coding region runs from base 1 to 2877 and encodes 958 amino acids.
AUGUCCGACAACAACAACGCAUCGUCGCAGCAGUACGCCACUCCGGUUAAGGUGGUGCGCUCCCAAACCUGGGACGAGUCCGACUCGCACAGCCUGACCGUCGCGUCCCCAUCCACACCUGCCGCCAAAUCUACCUCGUUGAACGGUGGCGACCUCUUCCUGUCCAAACAGCGCGAGAUCGAUCAGCUGCGUUCGCAGAAGGAUGCACAGCAGGUCUUCGCUCAGCAUCAGUCCGAAUUUGAAGACUCGCGCGACAAGCUGAUCGGCGCUAUUGACAACACCAGCCUCCUUCUUGCCGAUCUGCGCGACUUUAACAAGAACAAGCGCCUGAUCCACUACGCCGCCGCCGACGACGACAUCGCACACAAAGCCGGCUUGUCGCGCCAGCAGCAGCCUCAACACAAGCGCUCCCAGUCCAACUCUUCCACUCACAGCCUCGAGGAAGCCGAUGCCGACCUCAACUCGUCCUCGGCCGACGGUGCACGCCGUCCCAAGCCUCCCGCUUUCAUGCGCCUCAACACAGUAGGUGGCCAUGUCAGCCUGCCCAGCACCCCUGCGCGUCACGUCUCGUCCUCGUCUUCAUCCAGUCAAAAUGACAACGACUCCGACGAGUCGACCGACAUGUCGGUGCUCAAACUCGACCUUCGUGUCGGUUCCGUUGCUGCCAACCCUCAGGCGCUUGUGCGGUCGCUGGAGCGCUCUUCUGUAGCACAGCUUCUCGACGGCAGGAUGGAAAAGUCCGAACGUCACCUAGACAACCUCAAACAGCGUCUCUCGGACACCCAGUCCAAGGUGCUCGUCACCGGUGAUCUUAACGCAGGCAAGUCGACCUUUGUCAACGCUCUGCUUCGCCGUCCUCUCAUGCCCACCGACCAGCAGCCUUGCACCACCGUCUUCUGCGAGGUGCUCGAUGCUUCCCAUCUCAACAGCAACGUCGAAGAGGUGCACAUGCUCAAGCCGGGCGUCAAGUAUUCGUCGGAAGACGACUCGACGUUUACGCGCCACACACUACAAGACGUCGAGCAGAUUGUUGCCGAAGCCGAAGAGGUCUCGCCAGAGGAUGCUCCCAUCCUCAAGUGCUACGCCCACGACACGCGCGCCACCCAGGACUCGCUGCUCAAGAACGGCAUCGUCGACAUUGCGCUCAUUGAUGCUCCUGGUCUCAACCGCGACAGUCUCAAGACCACCGCGCUCUUUGCUCGCCAGGAAGAGAUCGACGUCGUCGUCUUUGUGGUGAGCGCGGAAAACCACUUCACCCUUUCAGCCAAAGAGUUCCUCUGGAACGCCUCUCACGACAAGGCCUUCGUGUUUAUCGUCGUCAACAAGUUCGAAUCGAUCAAGAACAAGGACAAGUGCCGCAAGCUCGUUCUCGACCAGAUCCGCCAGCUCAGUCCACGCACCUACGAGGACGCCGCCAAUCUGGUCCACUUUGUCGACUCGCAGGUCGUGUUCGGUGACGACGGCACCGACUCUGGUGCAGCACCCGACACUCCCUCCGAAGAACUUGGCCGAAAGGUGCAGGGCGGCGAACUGGUCGAGAGCCGCAGCACCGAAAGCUUGCAAGCGUUCGCCCGCCUCGAAGCGGCGCUGCGCGACUUUGUGCUGCUCAAGCGCGCCAAGUCGAAGCUGCUGCCCUCCAAGACAUACAUGCUGCGACUGUUGUCCGACAUCACCUUCCUCGCCAAGAUCAACACGCAGGUCGCACAGAUCGAGCUUACUGAAGCCACCAAAGCGCUCGAGGUGGCACGUCCCGAGCUUGCACGUUGCCAGGCAUCACAGCAGAAGCUCGAGACGGUGGUCGAGGGCGAAGAGGACCAAGCCGUCACCGCCGUCAUGCAAGAAGCUCAGCGCAAGCUUGCGUCCGCCAUCGAGCUGAUUGGCAAUGGCAAGCCCGCCACGGAGGCAGUGCAGCUGCCAGCCUACCCGGGCCUGUUCAACGUGUGGGAGUAUGCGCAGGAGGUUCGACACGCGUUGACAUCUUCGCUCGAGCUCGCACUGCGGUCGGUCGAGGACACGGCGCGCGGCACCGCCUCACAGGCUGUGGACCGAGUGCAGAAGCUCGGGCUGGCGCACCUUCCUGACAAUGACGCCGAGAAGCGCCAGAGGAUCUUCAACCCGGAUGUCAUGUUUGCCAAGCGACGCGCGAUGCCCGGCCUGGUGGGGCUCGGGCUGGGUGCCCAGAUAGUCGAGGUGCAGGCGUCCGACUUCUUCGAUGCCUACCAUCACUUCACCGUGGUGACUGGCGGCAGCCUGUCGAACGACAAGAACGGCAAGACGGACAAGAGCAGUGACGACGAGCUGAGCCUGGUCUCUUCGGUCUCGCUGGGUCUAGGCGCGCUGACGUUGAUGGGCGGCAAGGCGCUGGGAGCCAAGACGGCAGUGGACGUGUUUGUGCGCCUCUCCGACUUGGUAGGCAACCCCACGGCCCGUCGAUGGGCUGGACCGGUGUUUGCGGUGGUGUCGACGGGUCUUGUGGUGUAUUUCAUCUAUGACCUGCCUAACAGCGUGCCUCGCAACAUCGGACGCAGCAUCAAGUCUGGGCUGCAAUCGGGCGCGCUGCUGCGAUCCACCUCGACGACGACAAGCGACGCGCUGACGAGCUUGUCACCGACAUCAUCGAACGAGGGCCAGGAGGCGUCGUUCGGCGCCGUGCACUCUGCGCGGGUGGGACGCGAGACGCGCAAGGUCCUGCGUCUUGCCUCGUGGGAUCUGCAGGAACGCUUCCGAGUGGCCAUCGCGCAACGCCGGGCCGAGGUGGAGAAGCAAGAAGCCAAGCAGGCGUCGGCCAACCUUGCGAUCGACUGGUUCGACAAGACGACGUCGAGGGUGAAUGGCAUUCGGGGCGAGGUGGACGAGGUCAAGGGCCUCGAAGCCUAA